AUGGAAGCACUCAAGGAAAAUUUACAACGAGCCCAAAAUCAACAAAAAAUAUAUGCGGAUAGACAGUGUACUGAAUGGACUUUUGAAGUGGGAGAUUUGGUGUUCCUACGCUUACAGCCUUACCGUCAAUCUUCAAUGAUGGGUAAUGGGGCAAAGAAGUUGAAACCUCGUUUCUAUGGACGCUAUCUAGUGAUCAAGAAGGUAGGACAGGUGGCUUAUAAGCUGGAAUUACCACCCAACAGCAGGAAUCACAACAUUUUUCAUGUUUCAUGUCUCAAAAAGGCUCUUGGACAGCAGAUUACCCCUACAUUAGAGUUACCUCCCCUUGAUUAUGAAGGUAAGCUCAUCCUCAAACCAGAGACCGUGCUCAAUGUGAGGGAAAAGAGGUUAAAGGAUAAGGUAAUUACUGAAUACUUAGUGAAGUGGAAGGGGCUGCCACCGGAGGAUGCCACAUGGGAAGGUAUAGAAAUUUUUGAACAUCCCAAUCUGCAAUUGCUUGAGGUCAAGCAAUUCGAGAUGGAAGGACUGUCAUGA
Messenger RNA from Cryptomeria japonica (Japanese cedar), 534 nucleotides. RefSeq lists its product as uncharacterized. The transcript has a single exon. The record is from RefSeq and is a predicted model, not a curated record. The coding region runs from base 1 to 534 and encodes 177 amino acids. NCBI's taxonomy places the organism in Eukaryota, Viridiplantae, Streptophyta, Pinopsida, Cupressales, Cupressaceae.